Mya arenaria is the source of this 1842-nucleotide messenger RNA. RefSeq names its product E3 ubiquitin-protein ligase XIAP-like. Gene Ontology annotation, cellular component: nucleus; cytoplasm. Gene Ontology annotation, biological process: negative regulation of apoptotic process; positive regulation of protein ubiquitination; regulation of cell cycle. Gene Ontology annotation, molecular function: ubiquitin protein ligase activity; cysteine-type endopeptidase inhibitor activity involved in apoptotic process. The coding region runs from base 595 to 1383 and encodes 262 amino acids. The transcript has 7 exons. Lineage: Eukaryota; Metazoa; Mollusca; Bivalvia; Myida; Myidae. The record is from RefSeq and is a predicted model, not a curated record.
CAUAGAAUGUGCUGAAAGAAACAUUUAGUUUAUAUUUAAAAAAAAAAAAUCAUUACAGACUAAACAAUUGUUCUUUGUUAUUGCUAAAAAAAGAAUUAGUUGUACUCAAUUAUAUGUUUUUCUUUAGAAUCUUGACCAAAGAUGUUGUUUUUAUUCAACAUACAUGUAUACCACUUUAAAAUAUAAAAGAAGCAUAAACGAUUUCAAAUUUUGAUGUUGUACAGAUUGAAUUGAAGAUUGACUUCAAAAUGUUUUUGAUAUUUGGACCUGUGAUACAGUAUUAUACGUUGUCCCAGAUAUAAACAGUGGUGCAAAUAAAUGUUUUAAAUUUAAUAACCUGAGCCAUUUUAAAACCAGGAAUUACGGUUAAUGAGUACAAACUAUAUUUUUAAAAUGUCGAUAUCGCAUCAUUCCCAUCGCACAUUUUACAGAUUCCAGCAGACAAGACUUAGUGUCGCCCGCUUUACCUGGAAAGAUCGAUUCUAUUUAACCAUCGACGAGUAAAACUGGACGCUUGAGGUGAAGGUGUCAUACCAUGAUACUUUCUGGUUCCUGUUCCUAUUUGCACCCGCAUUUGAGCAAAAAGUACAUAGGAUGGCUUCGAGCCGACACCAGCAGCCUGUUGAAAGGAAGAGUUCAAGUCGAUUCAGUCAGCCUUUUGAAAGGGAGCUUUCCCUGAAAAAGCUUAUUAAUGCUGGCCAAUUGAAUAUCAAGCGACUAGCCGAAGCUGGGUUCCACUUUCAUUUUGACAGCGUUACUAAUGCGCAGUAUAUCAAAUGCUACGCAUGCAAUUGUUGUUUAAAAAACAUACGACCUGAAGAAGUGGAGAAUAUUUGGACAUUACACGCCCAGUUCGUGCAUUACCCGGACUGCACACAUGUGUUGAGUAUGCAAGGACUUGACUUUAUACAAGACAACCAGGAGGGUCAGUGGGGAGAAUUGAUUGGAUACAAUCCAGAGACUGUGCGGACAAAGUGUUGGGAAAAUAAGCCUCAGCCUAGCGCCUUUUCAAAGAUUAACGCAAGAAUUUACCGGGCCCUGCAAAGUCGUGCUGUGGAUAAACUUGAAAUGGUUCAAGCCAUCGAAGAUAAUCAGGAAUUUGCCGAUGAAGACAAAAGAUUGGAAACGAUGCUCAAUGAUCAGUAUGCAUUGCACGCAGAGGCAGGAUUUUACAGAGAAAACUUCGGGGAUUCAGGUUGUCCGAUGCGACUACGAUGUUUCAGCUGUAAGGCUCUGUGGGUUGCUCCAGACCGGGAAGACCCUUGGGAAAAACACGUUUUUCUUCAAGAUGCCUGUCAAUACCUGUUGCUAAGGAAAGGGAAACUAUUUGUUCAGCAGACGUACAAACGGAAAUGCAGGAGACAACGCCAUCUGUCAAAGUAGUGUAUAGGGAAAAUGCGAGUCUGCCUGAACAAAACAAGCAGCAAGCCACAUGUCAAAUUCCAGAAAUGCUGCAUAUCUUGUUUAUCUUCCGGCAAAUACAACCUGGGCCCUAGUGACAUACUACAGAUAUAUAUCGCAUCCAGUAUGACGAAGCUUUGAAAGUCGCUUAGUAAACUAUGAACACUUUCUGUUAAAAAUAACUCAAUCACAUCAAUUCGAAAAGCUGGUGGUCUGGAUGAUGAACGUGGACAAGACAAACUCGAAAGUUAUUACCAUAUUGUAUUGUUCAUAUGGGAUGUUAGCUUCCUUUUUUUUCUUUUUAAAGAAUGUGCUAUUACAUGAACGUUUCAUAUCAGAACUGAAUUGAUAUAAUAGACAACUGUACAAACAAGACAAUAUUUGGAGUGAUUCAUUUCAAGAAUGUUGUAGUAGCGUUUUGAAUAAAUGAGUAUUGUGUAA